Messenger RNA from Monodelphis domestica (gray short-tailed opossum), 1373 nucleotides. The record is from RefSeq and is a predicted model, not a curated record. Lineage: Eukaryota; Metazoa; Chordata; Mammalia; Didelphimorphia; Didelphidae.
ACAACUUAAGCAUAGCAAAUGAGAAGAUAAUACAUUUCCUGAGUCAAUAUGCUGCAGAGGACCAGCGAGGUCUAGAAAAGGGAAAUGAAGAUCUGCUUGGAGUUGUGGUGCAGGAGGACCUGCUGCAAUCAAGAGUUUGCUUACAAAGAAGAGGUUUCAUUUAGCUUCUAAUGGAGACAAAUUAGAGGGAACUUGAUUGAGAGAUUCAGACUUAUGAAAGGUGCUUUAUAGUGAAAGGCAAUCAGCUCCUUCAUUUUGAUCCUGACCCAUAACAUGAAGAACAAUGGGCCACUCAGUGAGACUCAGAGGCAGUGCACUUGGAAAUGGAUAAAAGGAAAUGCAUUUUUUUUUUUAUGGAGCCCGAGUACAACUUGUGGAGUUUUCUGUUGUUGAAAUCAUUGAAGCAAAAAGCUUAUUAGAAAUCAACUGAAAUGGGGGCAGCUGGGUGGCUCAGUGGAUUGAGAGCCAGGCUGGAGAUGGGAGGUCCUGGGUUCAAUUGUGACCUCCAACACUUCCUAGCUGUGUGACCCUGGGCAAGGCACUUAACCCCCAUUGCCUAGCCCUUACCACUCUUCUGCCUUGGAGCCAAUAUCAAUAUCCAUUCCAAGACAGAAGGUGAAGGUUUUAAAAAAAAGAAAUAAAAUGAAAUAUAGCUGUUCUCUUCAAAUAACUGGGAAUCCUGAAUCCAGGCUAUGAGAAAGUGGUGCAUGAUGUGAUUUUGUUUAGGAAUAGGAACUAAGACUGCAACUGGAUCUGUGAUUUCUUUGUUAAGGGGAACUCAAGAUGAAGAAAAGCCCUUCACCAAUGCAGCUGUUGGCACAAUUUUCUCUGCAUCAGGGAAGGAGCAAGACACCCCGGCAGAUGUUGAAAAACAGAACAACCCUGAUCAAAUCCAAGAUUCAGCUGGAGGCCAAAGUCAAAGAGCUUUCUGAGCUGGUGAAGGAAGAAGACAGGCUAAAUUCCAAGCUGAAUGCCAGGAGGAGGGAACUGGAAGAUGAAUGCCCUGAGCUGAAGAAAGAAAUCGAUGACCUGGAAACAACACUGGUGAAGCCAGAUAAAGAAAAGCGCUCUACAAAACAUAAGGCAUUUUCCCCCUCUAAAGAGGGAGGACUGGUGGCCCACAUGCCUGUACUACAGUCCUCUCAAAUCUGGUUUCUGUCACCAGGAUCUUUUUAAUUAGCACAAGAACUGUUUCCCUUAGGUUACAGGAAGGUUGAAACUGGUAUAACAUAUAAAACACAGUGUGCUGAGCCAUCAGAUUUAGAUUUCAAACACAAGCUCAUGUUGAAAUCACAGUUACUCUUCCAAAUAAAUUUUCCCCCAUUUACUUCAAAAUCAUUGUGUACAAAAUCUAAUAGAAAGAUUGAAAUGGA